Molecule: messenger RNA, 954 nt
Organism: Cololabis saira (Pacific saury)
Lineage: Eukaryota; Metazoa; Chordata; Actinopteri; Beloniformes; Belonidae
Product: C-type lectin domain family 4 member A-like
Exons: 8
Coding region: 1-954 (317 amino acids)
Source: RefSeq, a predicted model, not a curated record
AUGAACAUCCAGGGAACGGACAUAGAGAUUGUGGACUCUUACAGGUACCUGGGUGUUCACCUGAACAAUAAACUGGACUGGACUAUAAACACCCAGGCUCUGAUGUCCUCAGAUAUUUAUGCUAAACCAGAUUUAUCAAAAAAGGUGAGAUACAACAGAAAUGAGCAAGAAAACGGAGCAGGAUGGGAGGAGAUGGAGGUGGACAUCUAUGCGACCGUUCAUGAUGUUGGGAAUAAUCUUACUGUUUUCCAGUCACAGGAAGAAGGACGACAGACUCAGAAGCAUCGUGCUCUCCAGAAAACACUGUGUCGAGGAGUGUUGUGCACGGUGGUUUUAGUCGUGGUCGUCAUCCUGUUCAUAUACGUUCUUGUAGUCACCUUGGAAGUCAACCAGCUGAAGACCAAACACAACCAACUGAACAACACCUACAAUCAGCUGCUCAACAAUCUUUCUGGUAUCACUUUGGACAAAGACCAGCUGCAGAAGGAACACGACCAACUGAUCUACACUUAUAAUCAGCUCAAAAUUGAACUUGAUGGAGAGUGUCAUGAAGGAUGGAGAAGAUUUGGAUCCAGUUUUUACAGAAAAUUCACAAAGAGUAAAACUUGGUCUGAGAGCAGGAGGGAGUGUGAGAAAAGAGGAGCUGAUCUGGUGAUCAUAAACAGCAAAGAGGAGCAGGAUUUUGUGGGACAACUGGACACGAAAGAAACCUCCUGGAUUGGUCUGAAAGCUGAAUGGUCACCAAGUAAACAAAAAUUUGAAUGGAAAUGGGUGGACGGAUCACCACUGACAACAACGUUCUGGGCUGCAGGAUGGUCUCAACAUCAGUAUAACAAACGUGAAUAUGCUGCACUGUGUUGUACUAAUGAAGGAAAAUUGACACAUUCACUUCACACUUCCACUAAUAACUGGAUCUGUGAGAAGAAAAUACAAGAUUUCUUUGUUGAAUCCUGA